UAGGUCUAUCAUGUUAGCUCAUUGAGACCAAUUUCAAAAGUCCAAAAGUCCGUGCUUGUGUUCCGCUGAUAAUGCUCACCACUUUGAUGUACCGAACCGCGGCGGUCACGAUGACCGUCUACAUGACCAACCGCGUUGGAGUCUGGGGCAAAACGGAGGAGACGGACCAGCUGCUCCACCAGGUGGCCAAGGGACUGCAUCCAUUGGCGGGACUCCUGCGACGAGUGCUGCACUUCGAGGAGAGCGAUCUGAGUGUGGGCGAGCUGUCCCGCAAGUACUACAAUGAGGGAGUGAAGGGCACCUUUCGCAUAAUCCGAAACAUACCCAAUUACUCCGAGGAUCUGGCCGAUGGAGCCAAGGUGACCUGUCGGGAUCUGGUGGAGAAGGCCAAGGAAUUGCGCCAGCAAGAAUAUGCAACAUGGUGGCAUAGUUCCACGAACAACGAGAAACCGAAGAUUGAGUCAGCAGAUUCUGCAGAUUCUGCAGCUGGCGUUGGAUCCUCCGAGGAUUUAAUACCCUUUCCGAAACCAAAGUCCGUGGACAACUUUGUCUACGAUGUCCUUGCACCGAGAACAAAGUGAGGGUUUAGGCAUAACUCUACACAAAAUUCUAAUCAUACUUCACAAAAUCUAAUUGUUAAAUCUUUGGGCAAAGAACAUGUAUGUAAAUCAUGUUGCAAUCCUGUGUAAAUGUGCCAUUAAAGCAUUGAAACAAUACUCGAAUCAAAACAAG
Molecule: messenger RNA, 732 nt
Organism: Drosophila teissieri
Lineage: Eukaryota; Metazoa; Arthropoda; Insecta; Diptera; Drosophilidae
Product: MICOS complex subunit MIC13 homolog QIL1
Exons: 2
Coding region: 72-581 (169 amino acids)
Biological process (GO): cristae formation
Cellular component (GO): mitochondrial crista junction; MICOS complex
Source: RefSeq, a predicted model, not a curated record